AAAAAGUAAUCAUGGUUUCUAUAGUAAAAGUAUUUACUAUUAACACACCACAAAAACACGAUCUUUGCUGCGCAAUUUGCAACAUUAUUAAUUCCGAAAACGAUACAUUGAUUUAUUCGGAAUUUUGUUUAAACAAGCUCAAGUGUCGACAAUUUAUUCGAGAAAUGCCUCAGGCAAUGGCUGCUCCAAUAACAAGUCAUCAAAAAAUUCGUGAAACUGGCGGUAUCAUGUACAUUAUCGUAGAAAAAGAGAUAUUUGAAGACUCCAAUUUUCAAAAUUAUUGCAAUAUGCGAAAUAUACAAGUGAUGGAUUUGCUAAACCCGAUUCCAACUUAUAUUUAUAAAAUGUGUCUUCUUUACACUUUGGAGUGCAAACUAACAUCACAGUGGAAUAAAGUUGGAUCGUAUCUUGUCAAAGGACAAAAUUUUCUUAGCUCCACAGAAAAUGUUAACGCAAUAAAAAUGAAUAUAAAGGAAAUCUAUGAUGAUAAAUCUCGGCUUUAUUUAGAAGCUGUAAAUCUUAAAAUACCAUUUAUAAAACAUGAGUCAGCACAGUUGUUAAAAUAUGGUGAUUUACAUCCGCCGGUACAUGUUUUGCCAAGUAUGAGAAUGGCAAACGUAUUGUGCGUAUCAAAAAACCUUCAAGAAAAUCAUCCGUUUAAAAAUUACAAAGAACUACGCGAAUAUUGGACAAAUGUAGUACGAAUUUAUUAUCUACAGUUAAUAUCAUAA
Pseudomyrmex gracilis is the source of this 731-nucleotide messenger RNA. RefSeq lists its product as uncharacterized. NCBI's taxonomy places the organism in Eukaryota, Metazoa, Arthropoda, Insecta, Hymenoptera, Formicidae. The coding region runs from base 12 to 731 and encodes 239 amino acids. The record is from RefSeq and is a predicted model, not a curated record. The transcript has 5 exons.